AUGUAUCCACCAUAUACUCUUUUUGGAUGUGCCUUGACCAGCCAGGAUGGAACGAAUGCCUUCCCGGCCGGAUGCCCCAAGUGGGUACUCAUGGCCAAGUUACUGGACCGAUACCGAGAGAUGGCCAAGUUUACCGUCACCAGUUUGGAACGCCAUCUGCUCCUCAUAAGCACGGUGAUAGCCGUACUGGCAGCUUUGAUUGUAUCAAGAGGCUGCAAUUAUUUGUUGAAGCGCUGGAGACUUUCUGCGUACCCUCUGUACGAGGACAAAAAGGUGACGCCCAUAGAAGAGCUGCACAGCUCCAGAGAUUUGAUCGCCAAAGGCUUCGCAAAAUCACAAGGAAAGGAAAUCUGGAGGAUCAAUACCACGAUUGGAGAGGUCCUCGUUGUAUCACCGAAAUAUAUCGAGAAGUUUCGAUAUGGCCAUGGCUGCAGCGCGGCGGCAUAUACAGAGCGUGAAUUGCCUAUCAGUGCACCUGGAUACGAACCUUUCACCUUUGCCUCGAAUGAGUGGAGGCAGCGCAAUGCAGAUAUAAUUCUUCAUCGCCUCACCGGUCUUGUAUCCAACCGCAAAAUUGAGCUUUCUGAAGAGCUUUCGAACGCUCUGGAGUUGCGCUGGACGAAUUCCACAGACUGGCAUGCUGUGUCUUUGUUUCAAACUAUGACUGCAAUUGUGGCGCAGACCACACAGUAUUUCUUCACCAACAGAGAGCUCUGUCGAAAUGAUGCAUACAUACAGAGCUUGUUCGCCUAUUCAAGCCUCGCCUUCACUGAGGGUCGCAGUUUGAUGAAAUGGCCACGAGUACUCCAUCCUCUCGUUGCUCGUUUCCAUCCCGCAUCUCGGAAUCUUCAGAGCGCUCUUGAGAACGUUAACAAACAUAUCUUCCCUUUCGUCAGAGAGCGCAGGGCUGAAAUCUCCCGACGUCGUUUUGAAGCAGCCCAAUCCGGGAAGGAGACGCCACUCGCUGAUGAAUGGGUCGCAUGGCUCGACGAGAAAGCCGGGAACGAAGACUACAACCCUGGUGUGGCCAUGGUCUCUUUCUCCGUUGCAAGCUUUCAUACCACCACGGAUUUCAUGUGCCAGCUGCUUUGCGAUCUGGCGAGGAACCCUGCCAUUAUUGAGCAACUGAAAGAGGAAGCAUCUGAUGUGCUCAGAGAUCAUACAUGGACCAAAUCGAGCUUCGCACGGCUUGACUUGAUGGACCGAUGUAUGAAAGAGAGUCAACGAUUGAAGCCUAUUGGUGCAGUGUUCCUCAAAAGCAGAGCUCAAAAAGACAUCUCGGUGGAGAACGGCAACACUAUACCCGCUGGGUCAUUGUUCGUCGUCUCGGGCCAUUGGAUGCACGACCCGGCCAUUUACCCGGAGCCCGAGAAGUUCGAUCCUGGUCGACACUUGAGACAUGCCGAGGAAUCGAAGCCUAACAAACCUAAGCAGUUCACAGCAGUCAGCCCAGAGCACAUGGGCUGGGGCUACGGCAAGCAUUCCUGUCCUGGUCGAUUUUUCGCGGCCACUGUGGCCAAGAUGCUCCUGACCCAUAUCUUAUUCAAGUAUGAGUUCAAGCUACCAGACGGAGAGCUGAACCAACAUGCUUACGACUUCACAACUGAAAUUCUUGUUCGUCGAAGGAUAGAAGAAGGUGCGCUGAACUUGGACAGCUUUGACAGCAUCGAUCGUUGA
Molecule: messenger RNA, 1677 nt
Organism: Diaporthe amygdali
Lineage: Eukaryota; Fungi; Ascomycota; Sordariomycetes; Diaporthales; Diaporthaceae
Product: Cytochrome PaP450-4
Exons: 7
Coding region: 1-1677 (558 amino acids)
Molecular function (GO): heme binding; iron ion binding; monooxygenase activity
Source: RefSeq, a predicted model, not a curated record